Messenger RNA from Odobenus rosmarus divergens (Pacific walrus), 1583 nucleotides. RefSeq names its product PITH (C-terminal proteasome-interacting domain of thioredoxin-like) domain containing 1 (gene PITHD1). Bases 116 to 751 code for a protein of 211 amino acids. Gene Ontology annotation, cellular component: nucleus. The record is from RefSeq and is a predicted model, not a curated record. Lineage: Eukaryota; Metazoa; Chordata; Mammalia; Carnivora; Odobenidae. The transcript has 6 exons.
UACGACGCGGCCGCCGCGGAGCGCUUGGCGGCCGGAGCGAAGCGGGGCGAGCGCUGCGCGGGCGGCGGCGGCGGCGGCGGCAGGGCCGAGGGGGCGCGCGGGGGGCGGCGUCGCCAUGUCGCACGGCCACAGCCACGGCGGGGGCGGCUGUCGCUGCGCCGCCGAGCGGGAGGAGCCGCCCGAACAGCGCGGCCUGGCCUACGGCCUCUACCUGCGCAUCGACCUGGAGCGGCUGCAGUGCCUCAACGAGAGUCGUGAGGGCAGCGGCCGCGGCGUCUUCAAGCCGUGGGAGGAGCGGACCGACCGCUCCAAGUUUGUUGAAAGUGAUGCAGAUGAAGAGCUUCUGUUUAAUAUUCCAUUUACAGGCAAUGUCAAACUCAAAGGCAUCAUUAUAAUGGGAGAGGAUGAUGACUCACACCCCUCUGAGAUGAGACUGUACAAAAACAUUCCACAGAUGUCCUUUGAUGAUACAGACAGGGAACCAGAUCAGACCUUUAGUCUGAAUCGGGAUCUUACGGGAGAAUUAGAGUAUGCUACAAAAAUUUCUCGUUUUUCAAACGUCUAUCAUCUCUCAAUCCAUAUUUCAAAAAACUUCGGAGCUGAUACCACAAAGGUCUUGUAUAUUGGUCUGAGAGGAGAGUGGACUGAGCUUCGCCGACAUGAGGUGACCAUCUGCAAUUAUGAAGCAUCAGCCAACCCAGCAGACCACAGGGUCCAUCAGGUUACCCCACAGACACACUUCAUUUCCUAAGACUGGCCAGGGCUCCCACAGAGGCGCUGUGUUGGUGAAGAUGUACAGCAUCCUGUUGGGGAAGACAAAGAGAUAGGGUUCCAGAGAGAGUUGGUGCCACAGCCUCUGCCAAGCUUUGUCUUUGGGGCUUGCUGCAGAAACCUGGCCUAUGGAAGAUACCACACCACCAGGGAGGGUAGUGUGGGUGCUGAGGGACAAUCGUGGUUCUCUAGGGCCUAGAAAUUGAGUCUUGGGCUGGGCAGCAUCUGGCAGUCAUUAGAUAAUGUCUGCCUUUCCAGUCAGUGUGGCCAUGGGAUCCCAAGUGUCUUGUUGCUUUGUGGCAGGAUUUUUGUGUGACUUGUUUUUUUUUUAAAUGGAAACUAUUUCCUGGGCUGCAGUAAACUUUCUGAAGCCUCAGCAUUGUGUUUCUAUUAGCCAUCAGGAGGGUCUCCAACUAGAAAUACUUGUCCCUGCUUGCUCCUUCUUCCUGUCAGCGUUCAGCAUCCUUGUCAAGUUGCCCAGCUUGGAGUUGUCUGUCAUGUACUAGUGUCCCGUGGUUAUAGCUAGAAGAGCAGGAAUCUCCUGAUGAUGCCUACUAGCUUGAGGAGCUCUUUUUUUCUUACUGCCUAGGUAAGCAGUCGGGAGAGCAUGGGCAUUUCUGUGUUUGUGAGUUAUCCUGGUUGGAUAAGAGUGGGACUUAGGUAAGAUUCCCCUUGGGACAUGCUUAAUGUUUAUUAGCUUCUAACUAGUGUCGUAAGCGCAAUGCCAGAAAUUGGAGAUCUCAGUUCUUCUGUUCAUGGCUUUUUAUUCACCAUACCUAAUAAGCUUCCUAAUAAAUCUUUGCCAGACUUAA